Molecule: messenger RNA, 962 nt
Organism: Candidula unifasciata
Lineage: Eukaryota; Metazoa; Mollusca; Gastropoda; Stylommatophora; Geomitridae
Source: the annotation of a GenBank genome assembly
CUGACGUUUGGGCCCUCGUGGAGCACAGAUUUGGUCCCCCUGCCCGAAUUCAAGGACAGUCCGAUCAUAUCCAGAAAACACAACCUCAUGUACUGCCCAGUGGGCAAAGUCGCCUCGUCCUUCUUUACCAGACUGGUUCUGGCUAUCGACAACCCCGGACCGUUGACGUCACCAUUGGACAUUCCAAUCGAAGACGCUGGUCGAGCUCGCUGCCAGAAUCUCAAGUCUCUUGGCUCUAAAUCCAACAUGGUCGCCUUCUUACGGCAAUCUACCAAAGUUGUAUUUGGCAGAAAUCCAUUUUCUAGAAUAUACUCAGCCUACAUCGAUAAACUAUUUUCCCCCAACCCAUUCUACUGGACUUAUUGGGGAGAAAAGGCACUAAACUUAACAAGGCACCAAAAGGCGGGAAACCUUGUGCAUCAGACUCUUCAUAAACACGACGUCCAUCUUCGUCAAGUCUAUGACGAGUGCCACAUGUGUGAACUAGUCUAUGACGUUAUAGGGACUUUGGAAACGAUGGCGGAAGAUUUAGAUUAUAUUCUAGGGCAUUUAAACAUUUCAUCAUCAUUUCAACAUGAACCAUCUUAUUCUUUAGCUUCCAAGAUGGACAUUGUAUACGACUCUGUCCAAAGUACAUUUUCUUGGAAGACAGAUAUAGCUCGCUGUAUAUCCUUAGAUCAAAUGGGAAUACGAAUGUGGCGAAAGCUGCAAAUACGAGGUGUGAUAGACAGUUCAAUACGAUAUCCAUUCCGGUCUGGACAAAUUGACAAUUUACAUUCCAGUGAAUUUAUUAAAGCUUGCAAACAAGCGAUCCUGAUACAAGCUUUAGUUGAAGCUUAUAAGACAGUUAGCCGCCAUGACCUCGUUGUUGUUGGAAACAUCUACAAAGAUGACUUCCGCGUGUUUGGAUACAACCCAAAACCCGCAGAUAUUUUUGAGAAACAAAUAAAAAAUACAGGGUC